Armigeres subalbatus is the source of this 1197-nucleotide messenger RNA. RefSeq names its product KRR1 small subunit processome component homolog (gene dbe). The record is from RefSeq and is a predicted model, not a curated record. The transcript has a single exon. Gene Ontology annotation, molecular function: RNA binding. Gene Ontology annotation, cellular component: nucleolus; small-subunit processome. NCBI's taxonomy places the organism in Eukaryota, Metazoa, Arthropoda, Insecta, Diptera, Culicidae. Bases 115 to 1164 code for a protein of 349 amino acids.
AUAAACAAAAACAACGUGUAUUUCGUUGGUUUAAUUUCUUCCCAUCGUACGGCAAGGAACAGUAUUCCAUUAAUUUAAAAUCAUUUGUGAAUAACUGUGAAGUUAAUAGAAGUUAUGAGUGAUUCGGAAUCUGACGCCAAUGACCAAGCAGGGGAUAUCGAACAUUUCAGCGGACCGGUGGAGAACGCGUGGUUGCUGAAAAUACCAGAGUUCAAAAAGGAAGAUAACCCUCAAGGGCUGGCUGAGGAAAGCUCUUUCUCCUGCUUGUUUCCGAAAUAUCGCGAAAAGUACGUUAAGGAAUGUUGGCCCUUGGUAGAGAAAGCUCUCGACGGGCAUCGCCUGAAAGCGGAACUAGACUUGAUUCAAGGUAACAUGACGGUAAAAACCACACGGAACACAUGGGACCCGUUCAUCAUUCUGAAGGCGAGAGAUUUGAUCAAGCUGCUCUCCAGAUCAGUUCCUUUCGAGCAAGCUGUGAAGGUUUUGGACGAUGAAAUAAGUUGCGAUAUCAUUAAGAUUAAGAACUUGGUACGAAACAAGGCAAAGUUCGUCAAAAGACGUAAUCGAUUGAUUGGUCCAAAUGGAUGUACUUUGAAGUCGCUGGAACUGCUGACGAAUUGUUACGUUUUAGUUCAAGGAGCCACAGUUUCAGCCAUUGGACCUUACAAGGGACUGCAAUGCGUCAGAAAAGUUGUCGAGGAAACUAUGAAAAACAUACAUCCAAUCUAUAACAUCAAAGCAUUGAUGAUCAAACGAGAAUUGAUGAAGGACGACAAGCUGAAAGAGGAAAACUGGGAAAGAUUUCUUCCUAAAUUUCAAGCUAAAAACACAACUAAGCGAAAGAAGCCCAAGGAGCAGAAGAAAAAGAAAGAAUACACACCGUUUCCUCCUCCAUUACUGGAGAGUAAGGUCGAUAAAGAGCUGGCUUCCGGUGAAUAUUUCCUCACGGAGGAUCAGAAAAAGGCAAAGCGAUUACAAGAACGGCGAGAAAAGGAGCAGAAAAAUUCCAGCAUUCAAAAGCAACGGCGAGAGAAGGAUUUCACCGCUCCGGAUGAGAGUAAACCCAAGAAGACCCAAGCUAAUGAUAAAAGCAACAAAGUUGAUGUUAAUGCGUUGAAAAGUAAAAUUGCUAAAGCAAAUAAGAAAGCUAAAUUUGUUAAAUGAAAAAGACAAUAAAAUAAAAUGGGUUGAACAUAA